Somion occarium is the source of this 2699-nucleotide messenger RNA. Lineage: Eukaryota; Fungi; Basidiomycota; Agaricomycetes; Polyporales; Cerrenaceae. The record is from the annotation of a GenBank genome assembly.
UAUUUCUUCCAUGCAAGCCUCGCGGCCACUGUCUAGACACUGCCGUCUUGUACAACGCUUCCGUAGUAGUAGCACCUGAGUAACUCCCAUCUGUACCUUUUCAUGGUGCUCCCUGGUACUUGCCUGAGGAUGAGGCAACACAUACCGAAGCAAUACAAGGAGAUCGCUCGCAGCAUGGUCCUUGAGCAUAGUCUCAAGUACAAGAUGGUCAGUAUAUAUACCGGCAUAAACGUGCAUGCAAUAAGGUGCUUGGCGAAGAACCACCUCGAAACGGGAGAGGUUGAAAGGCCUCCAAUCUGUAGCGGCCGUCUGUGUCUUCUUGACACACUUGAGGUGAACGUAGGUAGCCUGACUCUUGCCAUUAUCUGACAAACUACAGUACUGUACUACUGCUGCAUGCAAUUACUCUAUGGCCCAAAUGGAUCGGUCAUCGUUGUCGUGGCGCGACUGUGACUAGAAAUGUCCAGGAAAGGCCCGACUGGUCUCCGGUCACAAAAUGGUCACAAGCUUCGCCUGAGCUCGGCACCUGCUAAGCUGUGUAAAUUAGACCUCGGUUACGAUGAGUGAUUUUUUUGGAGGGGCCUAUCGUUCUGAAUGUAGCUGGAAUACGGGCAUCUGUUGACAUGCAGAGCAAAGCAGGUGCCAAGUAUAGCGCAGGACGGCGGGCGGCGCGCCGCUUUCCGGAUUCGGAAUUGCGACGGACGCGGGGUCGAUGACUGGUGCCCCGCACUCGGCGUGCUCCGGCGCUCCAAGAGGCUCGUCCCAAUCACAUGGGCCGCGUUCCGAACGGGACCAUCUUCAGUUCUCCGGUUCCAGAGCUAUUCAAGUAUACAUAUGACCUAGCCCCUCCCUCAGGCCCACGCAUCCCCUCCUCUCCUCCCCCUUUCCCAUUUCUCUACGCCCACCAUGAGCUUCAACGAACGCGCUGCUUUCCAGGCCGAGGUUGCCAAAGUCGAGCAAUGGUGGAAGGAUUCUCGUUUCGCUCGCGUUACGCGUCCGUACACUGCUGCUCAAGUCGUCUCGAAGCGGGGAACCAUUCCCAUUUCGUACCCGUCUAACCUCCAGGCUAAGAAGCUCUGGGGCAUCCUCUCAAAACGUUUCCAGGAGGGUACACCCUCGCACACCUAUGGCGCUCUGGACCCCAUACAGGUUACCCAGAUGGCAAAAUACCUUGAGAGCGUUUACGUCUCUGGUUGGCAAUCGUCCAGUACCGCGUCAAGUACAAAUGAACCCGGCCCUGACCUUGCAGACUACCCUUCCAACACCGUACCGAACAAGGUCGAACAGUUGUUCAUGGCGCAACUCUUCCACGACCGCAAGCAGCGCGAAUACCGUUCAAACUUGUCCGAGGCAGAGCUCGCAAAGACGCCCGUCAUCGACUAUCUCCGACCCAUCGUUGCCGAUGCGGACACCGGUCAUGGUGGUCUUACCGCCGUCAUGAAACUCGCAAAGAUGUUCGUCGAGAAAGGAGCCGCUGGUAUUCACGUUGAAGAUCAAGCGCCUGGAACCAAGAAAUGCGGACAUAUGGCUGGAAAGGUUCUUGUGCCCAUCUCCGAGCACAUCAACCGUCUUGUCGCUAUUCGGUUACAGUUCGAUGUCAUGGGCGUGGAUAACCUGGUGAUUGCACGAACAGACUCUGAGGCUGCGACCCUCAUCACGAGCAAUAUCGACGAGCGUGACCAUCCUUUCGUCCUCGGUUCGACUAACCCUGACCUCCCUCCUCUCGUUGCCGCCCUGACCGAGGCUGAUAGAGCUGGCAAGACCGGUGCUGCCCUGGAGGCUGUCGAAGAAGAGUGGAUGAACAAGGCCAACAUCCAACUCUUCUCCACUACCUUGUCAAACGCUCUUCGUGCACAGACUAACGCUAACGCACAUACCCUUGAACGCUUCAACCAACGUAUCGCACAUGUUUCCUACGCUGAUGCCGUCCAGAUUGCCAAGAAGGAAUUCGGUCUCAAGUCGGUACCAUUCUGGGACUGGGACGCACCACGUACUCGGGAGGGAUAUUACCGAUACCAAGGUGGUACUCAAUGUGCCGUCAACCGUGCCGUUGCUUUCGCUCCCUAUGCUGACUUGCUCUGGAUGGAGACCAAGAGCCCUAUCUUGGCUCAAGCAAGAGAGUUCGCUCACGGAGUGCAUGCUGUUUACCCUCAACAGUGGUUGGCAUACAACUUGAGUCCUUCGUUCAAUUGGGAUGCUGCUGGUCUUGGUGAGGCUGAUAUGAAAGCAUAUGUUUGGGAGUUGGGCAAGCUUGGCUUCGUCUGGCAGUUCAUCACGCUCGCUGGUCUGCACUCGAACGCAUACAUCAGCGACUUGUUCGCAAAGUCGUUCGCUACCGAGGGCAUGAAAGCAUACGUCGAGCUCAUUCAACGCAAGGAGCGAGAAAUUUCAUGUGACGUACUCACUCACCAAAGGUGGAGCGGUGCGGAUUACAUGGACAACCUGAUGAAGACCGUCACUGGUGGCGUUUCUUCAACGGCUGCUAUGGGCAAGGGUGUCACGGAGUCGCAGUUCGAGGCCAAGUCCAAGUUGUGAUACUUCCUUGUUCGACUGCUAUUUGCUUUGUGACUCACUCAUUGGACGUUGAAUGAAUUUAUCGUUUGAUGUUAAGCAUUUGUCCCUCCGGAAUCCAUCUGAUCAUUGUAGUGUGAAUUCUUGUAUUGUACUUGUAGGAUUUAUAUCGAAGGAAGUCUUACUGC